Molecule: messenger RNA, 2673 nt
Organism: Argiope bruennichi
Lineage: Eukaryota; Metazoa; Arthropoda; Arachnida; Araneae; Araneidae
Product: E3 ubiquitin-protein ligase RNF14-like
Exons: 1
Coding region: 293-1819 (508 amino acids)
Biological process (GO): ubiquitin-dependent protein catabolic process; protein polyubiquitination; positive regulation of proteasomal ubiquitin-dependent protein catabolic process
Cellular component (GO): ubiquitin ligase complex; cytoplasm
Molecular function (GO): zinc ion binding; ubiquitin conjugating enzyme binding; ubiquitin protein ligase activity
Source: RefSeq, a predicted model, not a curated record
UGUUCUAGAACAAGCGUCUGUACCAGAAACCAAAGCGGCCAUAUCGGAAUUGGAAUUAGUGGAAAGGAAUCGAGCGAAGAAUGCCCGUGAGAUACUUUUCAACAUUUUUUGGGUGAAAAUAAAUGUUUGAUUUUUAAAGAAAAAAACAUGUAGUUUUUUUAGAGACUGCAGUAUUAAAGCAGGUUAGUUUUCCUUUCCCAUUUUCUGACAAAUCGUUUUAAAAUAUAAACAAGGCCGACUUUUUUUAAAAAAAUUUCUUUAAAUUUCACUGAAGUUAAUUUUAUAUAAAAAAAUGGAUAACCUGGAGUCACAAGAAAUGGAAUUAUUAGCCUUAAAAAACAUUUACGAAGAAAAGGAUUUUAAAAUAGAUGAAAUGAAUCCUCCCAGUGGUAAAUUUGCGGCUCAAGUUCGACUCCCUCAGCCUUUUUUUAUACGUUAUAUGUCUCCUCAAGACAAUUUGGAGUCCCAAGAUAGUGAAGUGCUUGUUGAAGAAAGUUUUCUUAUCGAACAUUUACCUCCCAUUAAUUUCAGUUUCUAUUUCCCAAAAACUUACCCACUAGAAACAUGUCCAGCUUUUCUCUUGUCAUGCAGUUGGUUAACUCUUAAUCAGCUGUCAGAUUUGUGUCGACAUCUAGAAUCUGUUUGGGAGUUGAACCGAGAUGCAAUUUUGUUUACCUGGUUUCAGUUCCUUCAAGAUGAGGCAUUAGAUUUUUUAAAUAUAAAUGACAGCCUUGAUAUUACUGAACUGUUGAAAUUCAAAAUACAGGAUAAUUUUCGGACUAAAUUACCAUCAAAUGAUGAAAACUUUGAUGUUUCUGGUGCUGCUGCCAAUAAGGGUUACGCUUUCCAUUUUAUGAAAGCUAUAUCUGAAUUGGUGAGUAUUAAACCUUCUGUAUCAGGUGGUUCUAAUACUACAGAUGCGCGUGCAUUUAAUGAUAUGUUAAAUGGGAAACAUUUAAUAGAGUUAUUAAAAGAUCAUGAUGAGAAUAAAAAAGAGGAAAUUUUUAAAAAUUCUACACAUAUUUGUAAUAUUUGUUUCGUUACGAAAGAAGGAUACGAGUUCAUAAUAUUUAAACCUUGUAAGCAUUCAUUUUGUAUAGAAUGUAUAAAACAAUAUUUUGAAGGACAAAUCACUGAAGGAAAUGUUAACUCUUUACAUUGCCCUGAUGGCGAAUGUGAUUAUCAAGCAGAUGGGACAGUAGUCCAACAGGUUGUGAGUAAAGAACUCUAUGAAAGAUAUGAUAGACUUUUACUUUCUCGCACACUGGAGGAUAUGUCUGAUAUUACAUUUUGUCCUCGUCAAACUUGUCAGUGUCCUGUGCUUCUUGACAGUUGUGGUCGAAUGGGAACUUGCCCUUCUUGCAAUUUUGUUUUCUGCUCCCUCUGCAAUAUGGCAUACCAUGGUGUUGCUCCAUGCGUGUUUAAAGAAAAAGAAAAGCUGUCUGUUUAUAAAGAAUACACAAGUGGCAAUUCUGCUGUCAAGGAAGAGAUAGAAAGACGUUAUGGAAAACGUUUUAUAAAGGCAAUGGUUGAAGAUACUUUAAGUGAGAAUUGGAAGAGUUCUAAUAGUAAAACUUGUCCUCAUUGUAAGGCAUCUAUAGAAAAAAUUGAUGGUUGUAAUAAAAUGACAUGCUUUAAAUGUGGAACCUAUUUUUGUUAUCAAUGCGAAGCAAAGCUAAAACCUUCUGAUCCGUAUGAGCACUUUAGAGAUUCAUUUGAGUGUACAUUAUUUAAUAUGGAUCAAAUUAAUGAUGAUUUUAAUUUUGUAUAUGAUUUUGGAUUGGAUUUUGAUCCAGGAGAAUUCCUGAAUCUUAAUUGACCUUCUUAUUUUCUAUAAACUCAUUCUGCUCAGAAAUUUUAUUACAUAUAUUGCAGAUUAUUUUAAACUUUGUAACUUAGUCUUUAAAUUUUAAUAUUCAUUUUAUAAAAUAUGUGUUUGUAAGAUUUUCUGAUUCAUAAUUUAUAUAAGUAUAAGCAGAAAAUAAAAUGUUAUAAAAAUUUUCAUAGAUAAUUGGGCAAGUUUUAAAGCAUAAUAAAAGUUUUUACUGAUUGCAUUAUUUCUUCAAUGUUAUAUUACAAGUAUCCUUAGUGACAACAUCAAUGACUUGAUAUCAUUUAAUAUUAAUUUCAUUUCUAAAAAAGCUCUGUUUUGUUUAUUGAAUUUAAAACCUGGAAGAAAAUAUUUGUUUAUUUUUAAUGAUUUCUUAAAAGUGUAAAGAUACUUUUCAGAACUUUCAUGUAUCCUUUUUCUUAUUUUUGAUUUUUCAUCAAAGGAAUUCUUUGUGUGUUUUUAUUAUAUUAAUUAUAUAAUAGGAAAGAUUGUCAAUAAUUUUGAAAUUAUCAUCUAUUUAUUAUUUUAGAUAAAAUUCAAUUCCAUAUUUGUUUUCAUUCCUUUUCAAUGAUGACAUUUUCAUAGUAAUAACUUCUAGCACUUGGUAUUUACAGUGCUUGUCAAGAUGCUUUAUUAUGUAUAUUAUCUGAAAAUCUCUAAGUGGAGACAGUAAUCAUCCACAAAUACCUAUUGUAUUAUUAAUUUUGCUUUCAUAUGAAUUAUCCAUUUGAUAAUGUUUCAUUUAUUGUGAUAUUUUUCUUUUGUUAAUCAAGAUUAAUAUAAUUAAUAUAUAUUCUAUAAUAACAGAAAUGUUUUCUUUUGAACAUGAAAGAAAUGUUUGU